Messenger RNA from Colletotrichum fioriniae, 3951 nucleotides. The record is from RefSeq and is a predicted model, not a curated record. Lineage: Eukaryota; Fungi; Ascomycota; Sordariomycetes; Glomerellales; Glomerellaceae.
AUGGACAACUUCACGACCAUCGCCGAAUGCGAGGGGUCUUUCGGCCCCGCUGCAACCAUAUGCAGCAACCGAUUCGACUUCACCCUCCUCUUCGAACAAUCUAUCCUGAACAUUGGCCCGUCAGCUGUGUUGCUUCUGGCUCUUCCUUUCCGGCUUCAGCAGCUUCUUCAUCAACGCCGCAAAGUCUUGCGACAUCCCUCAAAUGUCGCAAAGAUCGCCACCUGCAUCGUCUUUGGCGGACUUCAAAUCGCCUCGCUCGCGCUAUGGACGCAAGCACCGUUCUCUAACCGCGUCUCUGUCGCUGCCGCAGUUCUCGGCGUUCUAGAUGCCUUGGCCCUCACUCUCCUCAGCCACGCAGAGCAUCUCCGAUCUAUUCGACCAUCCACCACGAUCUGCGUCUACCUGGCGUUCUCGCUCAUCUUUGACGCCGUGCAAUGCCGCACGCUAUGGCUGCUCCCCGGAUUGCACAACCUGGCCAGCGUCUCCAGCGCAGCGCUAGCAAUGAAGUUGGCAAUGUUUCUUCUAGAAGUUCAAGGCAAACGCACAUUCCUCCUCGCUGCUCUGCGCCACUUGAGCCCCGAGGCCACGAGCGGCAUCAUCGGUCGCGGUUUCUUUUGGUGGCUCAACAGCCUGCUGGGGAAAGGCUUCAAGGCCACCUUGUCUCCUUCAACUCUCUACGACAUUGAUGAUGAUAUGCGGUCUGAAUAUCUGCUCCAGAACCUCGAUAACGCGUGGAAUCAACGGAGAGGGCAUGGAAAGCGGGCCUUAUUACGCUCGAUCUUCAGCACGACGAAGAUGGCUUUGCUGGUCACGGCGGUACCCAGACUCGUCUUAGUUGGACUCAAGUUUGCACAACCGUUUCUCAUCAACCGAAUCAUCAAGUACGUCGAUGGGGACCGAGGAUCUGAUUCUAAGUCUGUUGGUUACGGUCUGAUAGCUGCGACAGGCUUAGUCUACCUGGGCAACGCGCUUGGUCUCGGAAGCGUGGGGCCGGCUGUUACCAUCAUAGUCACUUCGGAAGUUCUUGGUGCAAUCAAGGAGACAAAGAUGCUGGGAAUGGUGGACUUCCUUCAGCGUGCUAUCCAAGAUCUGAGAGUCGCAGAGUUGCGCAGAGCCAAGCAGUAUCGCCGCUUCAUCACCUACAUGAAUAUGUUAGGCAACGCUCCGUCAAUGAUCGGUCCUGUUGUGACUUUUGGCCUUGCCAUCAUUGCGCAAAAGAUCAAUGCUGGGUUGUCACUCUCUAUCGCCACGGUAUUCACCUCGCUUACCAUCAUCGACCUGAUUGCUGGGCCACUUGCGCAGCUAAUUACCUCUGUACCGAGCUUGGUGGCAUCUUUGGGAAGUUUCGAGAGGAUCCAAGCCUUCCUCGAACAGGGUAGGCCAUCAACGGUCACGAAUCCUGAUUACCUCGAAGCUGCAAAUCACUCUCACGACCGUGGCUACACCGAAACUGAUCAUGGCAUAGAAAUGGGCACAAUGCGACCGAAGACGUCGCUCGAGCCAUUUUCCGAACAGAGAGACAUUGCGACGGUCCAGAACGGUUCGUUCAGGCUCAAGGUGGACGAAGAGCCUAUUCUACAUGACAUCAACCUCCGCAUCGCCCCUUCAACUAUGACUAUCGUGAUUGGCCGAAUAGGCUCGGGAAAGACCACCCUCAUUCGGGGACUUCUUGGCGAACUACCCACUACCGGAUCGGUCAAGACUCUUGAAGGUCCUGUAGCGUACUGUGCUCAGACAACUUGGCUGAUGACAGCAACCGUCAAGGAAAACAUUCUUGGCGAAACACCGACCGAUGAGGACUGGUACGAAAGGGUUGUACAUGCUUGUGCUCUCGUACCCGACUUCUCUCAGCUAGCAAACGGAGAUCACACAGUGGUAGGAAGCAAAGGCCAAUCCCUCAGCGGAGGUCAAAAGCAGCGGGUUGCUCUGGCACGAGCAGUAUUCUCGCAAAAGCCUGUUCUCGUUGUUGAUGAUGCGUUGAGCGGGCUGGACAAUGCAACCCAGACUCAGAUUUGGGACUGUCUUUUUAGCCCGCGAGGCCUUGUCCGCCAAUAUGGCGCAACCGUGAUCUUGACAACACACUCACUGAAUAAUCUCAAAUUUGCGGACCAAAUCCUCAUUUUGGGCGAUGACGGGCAGAUUGCCAGCCAAGGCAAUUUUGACGCUAUUCGGGAAAGCGCUUAUCUUCAGAGCCUUUCCUUCGAGGAUCCGCAGGCCAAAGAUGCGAAGGACGCUGAGACCAUUUCAGUCGCAAAAUCUCGACAGCAAAGUCGACCGCAAACCAAAGGAGUAGAAGCUGAAUCAGAGCAGGACCUCUUGAGAAAGGCUGGCGACACUACGCUGUACUGGUACUACCUGAAAUCCAUUGGUUGGUGGUAUGGCUCUGCUGGUGCGAUAUCCUUGAUUCUCGACUGCUUCUUCCGAGUCUUCCCUCAAAUUUGGCUCAAGAUCUGGACGGAAGAGGAUGCGAGGGCCGGCUCAUCAGACACAGGCUUCUACUUCGGAGUCUACUCUGCUAUUUCUGUCGUGGGCUUGUUUGUCAUUGGUGUCAAUAUCUGGGCACCAUUGUCAUUCUUUGGAUCAACAGACACCGGCGACUUGAUCAAUAGAUUCAGUCAGGAUCUGUCGCACAUUGACCGAGAUCUUCCUACAGCGUUGUUUAUGACAUCAAUCGCUGUUCUCGAUUGCCUGGCAGGAGCCGCCCUUAUUGUCAUUGGUGCCAAGUACCUUGCAGCAGCCAUUCCGUUCGCUUUGCUCGCCCUCUACUGCCUACAGGCUUUCUACCUGAGAACUUCUCGCCAGAUGCGGUUCCUCGAUCUCCAAGCCCAGGCUCCUCUUCUGACCAAGUUGAUCGAGACCAUCGAUGGCUUAGCAACCAUCCGCGCCUUUGGCUGGCAGACUGCCUUCCGGGAAACCUCACUUGAACUCUUGGAUGAGUCCCAACGGCCGUAUUACCUGAUGUUCUGCAUCCAACGCUGGCUCACUCUGGUUCUCGACAUUCUUGUCGGUGCUAUUGCAGUUUUUCUGGUCUCGAUGGCCAUGAUGAUACCAGACGCGACUAGCACUGGAGCCAUUGCCAUUGCGCUUUACAAUGUGCUCAAUUUCAAUCAAUCUCUGGCCACUUUGAUUACCUCUUGGACGGAGCUUGAAACAUCGCUAGGAGCAAUCUCUCGUUUGCGAACCUUCGUAUCUCGAACACCAAUUGAACCGACGCCUAUAGCUGAAAGACCUGACAAUAUCCCACGCCAAUGGCCUUCUCAGGGUCAGGUUGAGAUACAGAAUAUCACAGUAUCUUACUCCGCGGAAACGAGGCCAGUACUCAAGGGAGUCUCGCUUUCUAUCCAGCCGGGAGAGAAGGUUGCCAUUUGUGGGCGCACAGGUAGUGGCAAAUCGACUCUCACACUCGCCGUCUUUAAACUUCUUGGCCUCGAUGCAGGCAGGAUCCUGAUCGACGGCGUCGACAUUGGCAAUGUUUCGAACGAUGUGCUCCGCCGAUCGCUUAUUGCCAUUCCACAGGAGCCGCUUCUCUUCCCAGGAAGCCUGCGUAAGAAUCUAUUCCCCUUCAGCGACGACUCAAGCGCAGAUGAGGUGCCGUCCGAUGAUGGCCUCAUAGAUGCCCUGACUAAGGUCUCGCUAUGGUCAGCCAUCUCCUUGAGUGGUGGUCUCGACACGGAUGUCUCCAACCUACCACUGUCCAAGGGCCAAAAGCAGCUGUUGUGUCUGGCCCGGGCCAUUGUCAGGAAGAAUUCUAGCAGGGUCCUGGUUCUCGAUGAAGCCACCAGUGCCGUCGACCAAGAAACCGAAGAAAUGAUGGCUAGAAUCAUAGAGACCGAGUUCGUUGAUCAUACUAUCAUAUCUGUGGUUCACCGUCCUCAGGCCCUCCGUGGCAUCGACAAGAUUGUCACCUUGCAAGACGGCCGAGUAGCAAGCGUAGGGUCGGCAGAGAACUAG